Cuscuta epithymum is the source of this 2926-nucleotide messenger RNA. NCBI's taxonomy places the organism in Eukaryota, Viridiplantae, Streptophyta, Magnoliopsida, Solanales, Convolvulaceae. The record is from the annotation of a GenBank genome assembly.
UAUAACCCUAGCCGUAGUUUGGAUAGAACACUCACCUUUGUCCUCGCAAAUUUGAAUCUCCUCGCAUUCCCUCCACUUUUCGUGGUAAGGGUUUCUAGGUUCUGUGAAACGGAACCGGUCUCAAUUUGUGUUUUUCUCUUACCAUAUCUGCUCUGUCCGAAGUGUUUUCAUUUUUUUGACCCUACUCCAGUAAUUGCAAAUUUUCAUUUCCUUCUACUUUCAAAGUUACUUUUUUUGUAGAUCUGGUUGUUGUUGUAAAGUUUUCCUUCUUUCCCGGCGGUUUAUUGACCCGAUUUUGGUCUGUGUAGUUUGACUUUUUAUAUUGUUUACGAAGAAGAUGCUUUCAGACGCUUCAGUGGCUAUGGACGAAAUGGAGAAGGGGGAUAUGGACAAGCCUCUUGCAGACUCUCCGACCUCUGUUCUUGAGGACGAGGACCCCUCUAAGGAAGAACUUAAAGCAGAAGAAGAAGUAUUUUGCGAUUCAAAAAAUGGGGAUUCUUCUUUUAUAUCAGAAUCCAUGGUGAAGGAAGAAGAGGUGCUUUUGGAAAACCGUGUGAAGGAGGAAGAAGAAAAUGUAGAGGCAGUUGACUUGAACGAAACUCAGUUCUCAAAACUAGACGAGCUUCUGACUCAGACACAGCUUUAUUCAGAAUUUCUGCUUGAGAAAAUGGAUAAUAUUAAUGUGGGUCAGGAUGGAGUGGAAGAAGGAGAGGUCAAACCAGCUGAAGAAACUAAAAAAGGACGAGGUAGGAAAAGAAAAGCAGCCACACAGUAUGACAAUAAAAAGGCAAAGAAAGCUGUUGCAGCAAUGCUGACAAGAACUAAAGAAGGCGAAUCUCCAGACUAUUCAGCCCUGACUGAAGAGGAGAAAGCUGAUAAGGAACAAUCCAAGCUUGCACCAUUGCUGACUGGUGGGAAGUUGAAGUCUUAUCAAAUUAAAGGAGUGAAAUGGAUGAUCUCAUUGUGGCAAAAUGGACUAAAUGGAAUCCUUGCUGAUCAAAUGGGACUUGGAAAAACAAUCCAAACGAUUGCAUUUCUUGCACACUUAAAAGGAAAUGGUUUGGUCGGGCCUUUCCUUGUCAUUGCCCCUCUUUCUACCCUCUCAAAUUGGUUGAAUGAAAUUAAUAGGUUCACGCCAUCAAUGAAUGCAAUCAUUUACCACGGUAGCAAGAAGGAAAGGAAUGAGAUAAUAAGGAAGCAAAUGCCAAGGGCAAUAGGUCCCAAAUUCCCUAUUGUAAUUACAUCAUAUGAAGUUGCAAUGUCUGACGCAAGAAAGUAUCUGCGGCAUUAUAAUUGGAAAUAUCUUGUGGUUGAUGAGGGACACAGAUUGAAAAAUUCAAAAUGCAAGUUGUUGAAGGAAUUAAAACUCUUACCUGUAGAAAAUAAGCUCCUCUUGACUGGGACACCUCUUCAGAAUAACUUGGCAGAACUUUGGUCCCUUUUGAAUUUCAUUCUACCUGAUAUUUUCUCAUCCCACAAAGAAUUUGAGGCAUGGUUUGACUUUUCUGGUAAGGGAAAUAAUGAAGAUUCAAAAGAGAAUUUGGCAGAGAAUAGGAAAGCACAAGUUGUUGCUAAACUCCAUGCAAUAUUGCGCCCUUUUCUUCUACGGAGAAUAAAAGCAGAUGUCGAGCUAAUGCUCCCUCGUAAGAAAGAAAUUAUUGUGUAUGCCACUAUGACCGAGCACCAGAAGAAUUUCCAGGAACGUCUCAUUAAUAAGUCACUGGAAGGUCAUCUUAUUGAGAAUGCGACUGGGAUGGGUAACAGAUUCAAGGGAAAUCUUAACAAUCUCAUGGUUCAACUUAGAAAGAACUGCAACCACCCUGACCUCUUAGAAUCUCAGUUUGAUGGUUCUUAUUUCUACCCACCCGUGGAGCAAAUAGUUGGUCAGUGUGGCAAGUUUCAGUUGCUAGACAAACUUGUUGGAAAACUGCUUGAACAAAAACACAAGGUUCUGAUUUUCUCUCAGUGGACUAAAAUGCUUGACAUAAUUGAGUACUAUUUUAGUCAAAAGAAUUUGGAAGUCUGCAGAAUUGAUGGCAGUGUCAAAUUGGAUGAAAGGAGAAGACAGAUUCAAGAGUUCAAUGAUGUAAACAGCCCUUAUAUGAUAUUCCUUCUGAGUACUAGAGCUGGUGGAUUGGGAAUAAAUCUCACCUCUGCUGACACCUGCAUUUUAUAUGACAGUGAUUGGAACCCCCAGAUGGAUCUACAGGCAAUGGACCGGUGCCACAGGAUCGGUCAGACAAAACCUGUUCAUGUUUACAGGCUUGCAACAGCCCAAUCAGUUGAAGGACGGAUUCUAAAAAGAGCUUAUAGUAAGUUGAAGCUUGAGCAGGUGGUGAUUGAGAAAGGCCGGUUCCAGCAAGAGAGAAGCAACCCGAGCUGUACUGAUGUAUUAAAGGAAGAGGAUUUGUUGCUUCUUUUGCUAGAGGAAGAAAGUGAAGAAGAUAAGUUGGUGCAGACACAUAUAAGUGACAUAGACUUGGAGAGAGUUAUGGACCGCAGUGACUUAAUUGUCCCUCCUUCAAUGGAUGAUGUGGUGCAGGCAUGUUCAAAUGCCACUUUCCCUUUGAAAGGACCUGGUUGGGAGGUUGUUAUACCUACUGCGUCUGCAGGCGGUCUUUCUUCCAUCAACGGCUGACUCGUCGACCGCUUAGUGUUUUGCUUAUUUUUUGGGCUUCCUGAAGUGAAUAUAUAGAUCGGAUGGGUCAUGGUUUUCCUCAUUUUCAAGUUGAUUAGAUGGGAAACAUGCAAAGUGGAAGCAAUGUAGAAUUUUGUACAAUUGAAAUCUGAACAAGUGAACGGUCAGUUCAGAUCAGAUCACAUUUUGUAAAACUUGUUUUUGAUCGUAGGCACGGGGUCCCUACCCUUGCGUAUCUCUAAUUAAUAAAAAACUAUUAAAAAAUACGGAGUAUUAAAGAAGUUAGCA